Molecule: messenger RNA, 5439 nt
Organism: Sus scrofa (pig)
Lineage: Eukaryota; Metazoa; Chordata; Mammalia; Artiodactyla; Suidae
Gene: RELT
Product: RELT TNF receptor
Biological process (GO): apoptotic process; amelogenesis
Molecular function (GO): protein binding
Source: RefSeq, a predicted model, not a curated record
GUGACCCAUCCCUCUCCCUCCCCCGUGGUGUAACUCAAACCCCUGGCCGCUGAGGUCUGCACCAGGCCAGGCUGCCCGGCGCGGGCAGAUCAGUUUCCUCCGGCUCCUUUCUGGGUGGGAAGUCCAGGCCUCCUGGAGGCCGAGGGCUCUAGCAACCAGGGCUGCACUGCAGGCACUGCUUCUCGGCCGGGCUUGGCACCAGGUGGCUCGGGGCUCCAGGUGGGGCCCCCUCCACCUGCUGGGCUUGCUUCCCCCUUGGGGGUCAGAGGCUGCCUGUGGCCUGUCCCCAAGGCCCCACGUAUGUGCUUCCCUCACCCUCCUGAGCCUGGAGCCAGGCCUCUUGGGAAGAUGUCUCCCUUAUUCUGCCUCUGCCCCUCCUGUCAUCUCAUCCGAAUCCUUCUUACGCCUCCAUCCUGUCUGCUGGCCGGAGACCUUUCUCCAGAGGGGGCCACACUCCUGGGCCAGGGGGCUCAGCCAGCCCCCCCCCCCGCCUGCCUACUCUGUGCCUUAUUUAGGUUCAGGGCACUUUGCUCCAGCGGGCAGGGGGACCCUCAAGCUUCUCUGCUGGUUGUUGGGCCCCCUGGGACACGAGCGCCCCAAGGAAGGGACAGUGUCUGAUUGUUUAUCGCCUUUUAUGUGCUGAGGGCAGUGCCCGGUGCUUGAGAGGGGACAGAAAGUGCUGUGACACCCCCACCCACCCCCAGAGGUCUGCCUACAGCCCAAGAGAUGCGGUCAGGCACACCACAGACCUCUGGGAAGCCUGCUGUGGACAUGGGACACCUGGGAGCACCAGGACUGAGGGCAUCGGGGGAGCUUUGGGUGCCAGACCCCGCUCUGGGGACAUGGGAGUCCAGAGGAGUUUCCAGAAAGAGGCCUUGGUGUGGGGCUUGGAGUUGUGAGACAGAAGGCCUUCCUGGGAGCAGAAGCAGCAGGAGCCAAGGCAGGGAAGCAGCAGAGGCGGCCAGGCGCGUGGCCCCAAGUUCUGAGAGGCAGGAGCCUGAGAGCUGGGGCGAGAGCAGAGAGGCUGGGCUGGGGCACUGCCAGCCUCCCUCCUGCUCCUGGCCGAAGCUGUAGGCUUCCUUCCUCCCAUGCUCCCCCGCCUGGGCCCUCGGGCAGCAGGCUGUUUAUGGAAGAGGCAGGAAGCCCUUCCUCCUCUGGGAAGCCCCCCAGGCCUGUGCUGCCCUGGGAGGCUGGCCCCAGACAGGGCGCCCCCUCCUCUGCGCAGGGCUUCGGGGGCUGUGGGGGGCUGGCCCCAGACAGGGUGCCCCCUCCUCUGCACAGGGCUGCAGGGGCUGGGAUGGCGAAUGUGCCCGGAGCGCGGCAGCACCUGCCCAGCAACGCCUUUCCACUGUCCUGUCCAGCCCUGUCUUGGAAGCAGCGCUGGGAGGAAGGCAGCUGUCCAUCUGUCCGUCUCCGGCUGAGCCUCCCCUCCAUCUGCCCCAGGCGGGCGGGGCCUGAGGAUGAAGCUGAGCCCCUGGCACUGGCCUCUGUCCUGCCUCCUUGUGCGUGUCCUGCCCUGUUCUUCCAGCUGCUGCCCUGGCCUCUGGCCACUCCAACGUCAACACCCCCCUGGCAGUGCCCACCCGGGGAGGAGCCCAAGCUGGACCCAGGGCAGGGCACAUUCUGCAGGUCCUGCUCCCCAGGCACCUUCUCAGCCUCCUGGGGCUCUAGCCCGUGCCAGCCCCACGCCCGCUGCAGCCCUCGAGGGAGGUUGGAGGCCCAGGCGGGCACGGCCACUCGAGACACACUAUGUGGAAACUGCCAGCCUGGGUGGUUUGCCCCUUCCCAGGUCCCGGGUGUUCCCUGUCAGCCGUGCUCCUGGACGCCUCUGGGUCCUCGGGGCUGUUAUGAGCGUGGGCAGCGCACCCGACGUGGCGUGGAGGUGGCAGCAGGGGCCAGCGGCGCAGGGGAGACGCGGCAGCCCGGGAACGGCACUCGGGCCAGCAGUGCCGAGGAGACGGCGGCCCAGUACGCGGUCAUUGCCAUCGUGCCCGUCUUCUGCCUCAUGGGGCUGCUGGGCAUCCUGGUGUGUAACCUGCUCAAGCGGAAGGGCUACCACUGCACCGCCCACAAGGAGGUGGAGCCUGGCCCCGGAGGCGGUGGAGGCAGCGGGAUCAACCCUGCCUACCGGGCCGAGGAUGCCAACGAGGACACCAUCGGGGUCCUGGUGCGCCUGAUCACAGAGAAGAAAGAGAACGCGGCGGCCCUGGAGGAGCUGCUGAAGGAGUAUCACUGCAAGCAGCUGGUGCAGACCAGCCACGGGCCUCUGCCCAGACCGGCUCCCCGCCCGGCCAGCAUGCCGCACAUCUGCUCAUACCGCCACCACCUCCACACGGUUCAGGGGCUGGCCUCGCAGCCCGGCCCCUGCUGCUCCCGCUGUAGUCAGAAGAAGUGGCCUGAGGUGCUGCUGUCCCCGGAGGCCGCAGCUGCCACUACUCCUGCUCCCAGGCUCCUGCCCAACCCAACCAGGGCGGCCAAGGCAGGUCGCCAGGGCGAGGUCACCAUCUUGUCUGUGGGCAGGUUCCGAGUGGCUCGAAUUCCUGAGCAGCGGACGAGUUCCGGGGCCUCGGAGGUGAGGACUGUCACAGAGGGCGCGCCCUCAGGGGCUGAGCUCCCCGACUCCCCCCAGCCUGGCCUCCCCAGUGAGCAGCGGGCACUGCUGGCCGGUGGUGGAAGCCACGCCAGGUGGCUGCAGCCGCCAGCAGAGAACAAGGCCGAGGAGAACCGCUAUGUGGUCCGGCUAAGCGAGAGCACCCUGGUCAUCUGAGGGGCCGACUCAUCCGAGGACAUUGCAGCCCUGCCUUGGAGGGCUCUGAGGGCUUCCUGGAGGAGGCAGAACUGCAGCUGGGCCGGGGACACGCAAGAAGCAAUGGCCCAGCAGAUGCAAGAGCCGAGCCCAGGCCUAGAGGUGGGCGCGUCCACCCCAGCGGGCAGGCGGGCAGGCGGGCGGCGCCGUGUGCAGGAGCAGGUUGAGCCCCUCCCUGUCCCUGCCGCCCAUUUCUUCCCUGCAGGCUGUCCCUGACCCCGUGCCCAGCCCUGGCCAGAUCCCAGGGGCCCACAGCAUCCGCUGCCCCGCCAGGUGGGGGAGGGGCCCUCUCCCUGGCACCCUGGCCCUGACCUUGGUAAUUGGCACCCUUGCCCCUGUAGACGGCCCCUCCCUCCUCUGCUGACAGGUCCUGCAAAGGGAGGGGUCGAUAAAAAGCCAUGGGUUUAAUCCCGGGCCCGUCCCUGGCCAUCCCCGGGUCCCAACCUUUCUGACUGUGAAGCGGGGACAGUGACGUCUCCGUCCUCAGGGCCUUCCCGCAUCUCGCAGGCCCUGGGCUGCGUCGGGUGCGAGGAGGGCGGACUCCCUGCCACCCUCCCAGUAGUAGCUUUAUCUGGCCCCGUUCCUGCUGCUUCAGGGCCUCCACCGCCGAGGCUCCCGUGGGGCUGCCCGCCCGUGGCUCUGCCUACAGAAGGGGCUUAGUGCAUGUGCCUGCCCCAGCCCUGCUGUUUUCAUUGGAACUGAGAAAGCAGCCUUGACCCUGCCCCGUGGUGCAGGGCCCCAGCCUGCUCAGCGCCCCUCAGAGGGCAGGAGCUCCUCUGGAGAGGGAUGUGUGACAGGGCUAGAGAGGGGGCUCUGGCUGCAGUGGUUUCUAGGUCCCUCUGGUGUCGGUGUGUCUGUCUCCUGGCCUGGACAGUGCGGGCAACUGCCCAGCCCCGUCUCCUCUGGCUCAGCGACCGCAUUAUUUAUGUGGGGCCGUGCGGGCACGGGCCCGCCGCCAUCCGUUUCUCUUAUUUAUUGAACCUUGGCUCUUGCCCUGCCCCCGUCCCGUCUGUUGAGUAAUAAAAGGUGGGAAAGUUGUGUCAUGAGGAGCUUCUUUUUCCUGUGCCUCUUCCCAGGUCUGGCUGUUCCCUAAACAGCCCCGGUUGGCCCCGUGCGUGGGUCAUGCCUGGCAGGUGCGCACAGGGCAGUGGGGGAAGGGGGCCCUCAGCGGAGGCCCGAGAGGCAGUGCUGUCCAGUGGAAGCAGCGUGUGUGCGUGUGUGUAUCUCUAAGAGCCACAUUUUUUUUUAAGUAAUAAGAGAAAGGGGAACUUAUUUUUUUAAAUGAUGUCAAUAAUGUACCUUAUUUAAAUAGUAUAUCUAGUUUCAUGUCAAUAUAAAAAGGAACCAUUACCUUUUGCUUUGAGAUGCACCACGUAUUUCACACUUUCUUCUUAAUACCAAGGAGCGUAUUUCAAGGGCCCGAGAGCCACACGGGGCCAGCGGCCCCUCCACUGGACAGCACAGCUCUAGGGAAGUGGGCCUGGCGGACGGAGGGGGUGAGGAGGGCAUGUCGAGGGCUGGAGACUGGGGGGAGGCGUGUCCCACAGGGAGGGAACAGCGUGCACACCACGGGUCAAAGCUGGCGCAGCUGGCAGUGCAGCGUGCCUGGGGUCUGAAGACCAGGGUGGGCGGGCAGCGGAAGGCAGCCGCGGGGCUCUUGGCAGCCUCCCGUCUGUGGGCUGUGACAGAGCCCCGCAGCGCCCCCGCCCCCGCCCGAGGUUUCUGCUGCCACAAGCGAGGGAGAAGGAGAGCUUCAUGUCAGGUGAGGACAGGAUAGGAAACGGGAAGGGGCCACAGGGGCCCAGGCCUGGUCUGGUGCAAAGGGCUGGAGAGGCAGGAGUCCUGCGCGUUCAUUACAGCCCGAGUGUGAGCCAGGUCACUCGACCUCUUUGGGCCUCGGUGUUUUCUCUGAUUGAAGAAGCUGAAUACCUGGAGGCUGAGAGCACAGACUGCAGGGGACAGGCCCUAGGAGGGAAGGUGCCCUGAUAACCAGGGAGAGAAAAGCCCAGGCCUGGACGAGGGCAGUGGCUUUGCCUAGAAGGGAGACAAGAGAGGUUUAGGAUGGAAAACUGCCAGCACUUGACCACGGGGGUGGGGCGCGUAUGACCUCCCUCCGCAGUCCUCUGUGGCUACAAACUGCUAAGCCCACUCUUGUCUCCGCAGCUCUGAAACCUUGGCCAAGGCACUGCCCCUCCAAGGACAGAGCUGACCACAGGGCUCCCCGCCCCCCUCUGUGAGGCCUGAGUUACCAGCGUAAAGCACAGCGCUGGCCCCACGGUGGGCACUCAGUGGAUGUCAGCCUCCGGCAAUCGCGGCUCCCUGCGCCCCCGCAUCACACACCUUAGUCCAGCUGCUGCCGGCCGCUUCCCAGGCCCGCCCCGCAGAUGCCGCCUGGUGUUACCUGACUGGUGAGAACAAGUUUAGAAUCAACAUGGGGAGAAGCCCAGGAGACUCACUGACUCAGGAGGUGUCCCCCUGCCCCAAGAAUCACCAGUCUGGUCACCCCAGACUUUUUUUUGGAAACUUUUUUUUAAUAGUUACUGGAUGUUCUACAGCUUACAGUAAAUAUCAUAGUUACAAAUUCUUGGCUUCAAUCUUUCAGAGUGAUCACUAUCUGAUCUUCAAAACAAAAC